UGAUUAGAGAUGUGCAAAUUCUGAUGCUACACUCUUCUUUUUGUUGCCAUUUUCACGUACUUCAACUCUGAAAGUGAGCUGAAACCAAAGCCACUAGGAACAAAGAGAGAAGCGACGAAGAAGCCUCCAUUAUUUCUUCUAGUACUCAGUUCAUUUUUAGCUGCAGAGGAAAGUGAAUAAGAAGAGGGAGAAGGAAGGUUAUUCACUCUGCAUUUUCAAGCCAUGGAGGAGAGGCCAGAGACUGAGUUGAUAUCGAUUCCAGCGACGCCACGCGUGUCGACGCCAGAGAUACAGACGCCGUCAGGGCAGAGGUCGCCGAGGCCGGCUUCGAAGGAAGCGAAGUCGUCGACAGCAUGGACGCCGACGUCGUUUAUCUCUCCCAGGUUCUUGAGUCCCAUAGGGACUCCGAUGAAGAGGGUUUUGAUCAAUAUGAAAGGUUACUUGGAAGAAGUGGGUCAUCUCACUAAGCUUAACCCUCAAGACGCUUGGCUUCCCAUCACUGAAUCACGCAAUGGGAACGCUCAUUACGCCGCCUUUCAUAAUCUGAAUGCUGGCGUUGGCUUCCAAGCUCUGGUCUUGCCUGUUGCUUUUGCUUUUCUUGGCUGGAGUUGGGGUAUAUUGUCCUUAACUAUAGCCUACUGUUGGCAACUUUACACCUUAUGGAUUCUGGUUCAGUUACAUGAAGCUGUUCCAGGAAAGAGGUACAAUAGAUAUGUGGAGCUCGCACAAGCAGCUUUUGGAGAAAGAUUAGGAGUUUGGCUUGCGCUGUUCCCAACAGUUUAUUUAUCAGCAGGAACUGCAACUGCUUUGAUUCUCAUCGGAGGGGAGACCAUGAAAUUAUUCUUCCAGAUUGUUUGUGGCCCUAUCUGUUCGUCAAAUCCUCUAACAACAGUCGAGUGGUAUCUGGUGUUCACUUCAUUGUGCAUUGUUCUAUCUCAGCUCCCCAAUCUUAACUCAAUUGCAGGGCUCUCUCUAGUAGGAGCCGUGACAGCCAUCACUUACUCCACUAUGGUGUGGGUGCUCUCUGUUAGCCAACAAAGGCCACCAACAAUCUCUUAUGAGCCUCUUUCACUGCCAUCCUCUGCUGCUGCUUUCUUCUCUGUCAUGAAUGCACUUGGGAUUGUAGCCUUUGCAUUCAGAGGCCACAAUUUAGUUUUAGAGAUUCAGGCAACUAUGCCAUCAACAUUUAAGCACCCAGCUCAUGUGCCUAUGUGGAGAGGAGCCAAGGUUGCGUAUUUCUUCAUUGCCAUGUGCCUGUUCCCUGUUGCCAUUGGAGGCUUUUGGGCUUACGGAAACCUCAUGCCUUCAGGAGGGAUCCUCAGUGCACUGUAUGCAUUUCACAGUCACGACAUUCCAAGAGGACUUCUUGCUCUGACUUUUCUUCUUGUGGUGUUCAACUGUCUGAGCAGUUUCCAGAUAUAUUCAAUGCCAGUUUUUGAUAGCUUUGAAGCAGGAUAUACAAGCCGUACAAACCGCCCUUGCUCAAUCUGGGUUCGAUCUGGUUUUCGUGUUUUCUAUGGAUUUGUCUCCUUCUUCAUAGGGGUGGCACUCCCAUUCCUUUCAAGUCUUGCUGGACUGUUAGGGGGACUCACUCUUCCGGUCACAUUUGCUUACCCUUGUUUCAUGUGGGUUCUAAUAAAAAGGCCCACAAAAUACAGCUUCAAUUGGUAUUUCAACUGGAUCCUGGGCUGGCUGGGUAUCGCCUUCAGCUUGGCCUUCUCCAUUGGUGGUGUGUGGAGUAUGGUCAACAAUGGGCUUAAGUUGAAAUUCUUCAAACCCAAUUAAGAAGAUGAAGAACCGCUAAAAGCAGGCUUUGGAUUUCUGCAGAAGUUAUGGAUAGCUAUGUAUCCUGUUGAUGUUUCAAUAUCAGCAAAAAGAACACUUAUAUAUAUAUA
This is a messenger RNA of Theobroma umbraticum, 1895 nucleotides long. RefSeq names its product Transmembrane amino acid transporter family protein. NCBI's taxonomy places the organism in Eukaryota, Viridiplantae, Streptophyta, Magnoliopsida, Malvales, Malvaceae. The record is from RefSeq and is a predicted model, not a curated record.